Molecule: messenger RNA, 1138 nt
Organism: Eurytemora carolleeae
Lineage: Eukaryota; Metazoa; Arthropoda; Copepoda; Calanoida; Temoridae
Product: venom allergen 5
Exons: 8
Coding region: 16-999 (327 amino acids)
Cellular component (GO): extracellular region
Source: RefSeq, a predicted model, not a curated record
UUCGUCUUUUUAAUCAUGUAUACAAUCUUAAUUAUCCUUGUAUUGUACAGUGCCGUUGUAAACACACAGGAUUGUGACUAUUGCCGAAUAAAUGGUCGGGUAACAAGGGAUAAUACUUACUGCAAAUACUUGAAGCAAUCUCCCACCUGUCUUGAGAUUUACAGACUUGGAUCUGAUAAGACGGAGCAGCAAGCAAUUUUGGAUGGGCACAACCGGAUUAGGAGAGAUAUUGCUAAUGGAGUUGAUCCGAAUUUCAGGUAUACUGGCGCCAACAUGAUGACCCUGGAGUGGGAUGAUGAGCUAGCGCGUGGGUCAGAGUUGUGGGCAGCACAGUGUCAGUUUCAGCAUGAUAUUAAUGAUAUCUGUAGGUUUAAGGUUGGACAGAACUUAUAUAUAGAAGGGAGCCGUGGAACCCCUCAAGCAAACUGGACAAAGGCAAUGGAUAGUUGGUACACAGAGGUCUUCCAAUUUAGAGGAAACCCUGGUAAUCUGAUAUUUGCGAAUAUGCAGGGGGUUGGACACUUUACACAGAUGGUCUGGGCAGAAACCAGAUUUAUCGGAUGCGCUUUUGUAUCGUUUAAAGGAUACCUAGGAUCUACAGGGCUCAACUCAGGCUACUACAUUUGCAACUACGGACCUGCUGGGAACUAUCUGAACAGUCCUAUUAUGUUGACCGGCAAAGCCUGCUCGAAAUGUCCCCCGGACACAACCUGCCAGGACGGAUUGUGUAGUUACAGCUACCUUCCUGCAACUUCAGAACCUCCAGUCACAACCAAACUUACAACCAGUUCUAAACCAACAACUGCUACAGCUGAAUCUACUACAGAAGCAACUACCACAACAUUUCUACCAUUCCCAUUCCCAACAACAACAACCACGAGUACUACAACAACAACCACUACUACUACUACUACAACAACAACAGCAUUGUCUGGUGAGGGUAGCUGUGAUAUUGCUGCUGUUAUAAGAUACCUUCAGACCUGCUCUGGGGCUCUGUAGUCUGUAGAAGAUACUAAAUAUGUAAACUCAUAUUUUUAUGUUAUGAAAUUAAUAAUAAGUAUGUAUUACAAUCAUAUAAUUAAUUAAGUUUGUGCUUAGUAUUUAAUCACUUUAUGAAAUAAAUAUGUGAAUCUUAAAA